CUGCUGCCGCGUGACGUCACGAGGUAACAGGAAGCUGCCGCUGCAGCUGCGUGCUUACUGAACUCCGAGGCCAAGCCCGCUUGAGCUGCUGUACCGCUCUCGUUCUCAGAAGCGACCUGCCCACAACAACAACAACAACCACAACAACAACCACAACAACAACCACAACAACCACAACAACAACAACCACCACGAGGAUUGACGACGGGAGGAGAAGGGCACGGUGGGUUCACGGCUCCACAAGCGGCAGCAGCAGCAGCACCAACAGCAGCAGCAGCAACAGCAGCUGCAAGCAGCAGCGAGAACUUGCCGGCCACAUGUCGCUGCGAUGUGUCGCGUUGCUGUUGCUCGUCUCCGUCUCCUUCCAAGGCGUCGAAGCGGCGAUCUCCGUGGCGGUGACCCCGCUGGUGGAGGUGGAGCUGGGAAGUCCGCUGGUGAUCCCCUGCACGGUCACCAGCUCCGUGGGCGAGGAGGUGGUCACCCAGUGGUUCAUCAUUUCACAAUCUUCGCGAACGAGGAUCUCGUACCGCGACGCGCGACUCUUCGUGGCGGACUUGGGCACCGGCUACGAGAGUCGCAUCGACGCUCGCCGCAGCGACUCCGCGCUGGCGCUGAACGCGACGGAGACCGCUGACGAGCGCGACUUCGUCUGCCAGGUGGUGGCGGGGCGCGCCAGCGUGGCCGAAGCCACUGCAAGCGUGCGGGUGUUUUCGGCCCCCACGGUGGCCGUGACGGCGAGCCAGAGGCCCGUGCUGCUCAAGCCCCAGCACCACCACAAGAUCGGUGAAUGUUACGUGCGCAACGCUUACCCAGAGCCCCUCGUCACGUGGUACAAGGAUUCCCUGCCCCUGUGGCCAUCACCUG
Lethenteron reissneri (Far Eastern brook lamprey) is the source of this 864-nucleotide messenger RNA. Its product is annotated as basal cell adhesion molecule-like. Gene Ontology annotation, molecular function: laminin receptor activity. NCBI's taxonomy places the organism in Eukaryota, Metazoa, Chordata, Hyperoartia, Petromyzontiformes, Petromyzontidae. The record is from RefSeq and is a predicted model, not a curated record. Gene Ontology annotation, cellular component: plasma membrane.